AUUACUCGUGAACAAAUUCAUUAACACUUGUGGUCUGAGUGAAAAAACUAUUCAAACCGCGUUCCCACCGUGUACAUAUGAUUUUGAUUCACUCUCUUAAAACUAGUCUUUCUCUCGAUCUCUGUGAUACAUAUGCAUAGUAAAGUUAUAGAGUGUGGCUUUUUGCUUGGUCUGAUUCCAAUUUUGUAAAAUGCGUUCAAACAGACCAUCGCCCCCUUACCCGUUCAUCUUCACAUCCUUCAUCUUGAUCAUCUCCAUACAAACUUGUUUUUGUGCUGGCAACGACCAAUAUGUAAACUGCAACAGACCCUUUCUAUGCGCCACCGUCCAAAGUAUCCUACAUCCCACAUUGCGGUUCACUGUGCUACCACCACCGCAGUUGGUGGUGAAAACACGACGGUUGGCAGCCGAUCCUCGUCAGUCAGGUCAGUCAGCAAAUACUGAACCGAAAAGUGUUUUCCCAGAUUGCACAAAUACAAGUUCGUACGCCCAGUGCGUAGCUUCUUAUAAAGGAAACAAUAACAAUAAAAAAAAUCCGUAUGACAAGAGCAACGACCGCAGGGUUGUAGUUACGCCACCCCCGCCUCCACCAACACCGUUCAAUAAGCUCAUUGCGCCAGCACCAGAGCCUAUUGUGCCAUCAGGAGUCCCAGUUACGCCACCCCCACCCCCACCCCUACCCCCGCCUCCACCAACACCGAUCAAUAAGUUCAUUGCGCCAGCACCAGAGCCCAUUGUGCCAUUAGGAGUCCCAGCUUUUACGCAAUCCCCGUCUCCAACUCAGUUCAUUGCGCCAGCAGUAGCAACAUCUCCCAAUGAAAUUGGGCCACAUCAUAAUUAUUUAAGAGAACGGCCAUUUUCGAAGCGCAAUCCGUUGCAGAAAAUUGCAAUUGGCAUUUCUGGAGCUGUGUCUGGGAUUGUAGUAAUCUCUUUUGUGAUUAUCUACAGCGUUAAGAGAAGGCACUUCUCAAGUAAAAGUGGUGCAAAUAACUUUCAAAUCAAUGAUGAGGAAUUCAUAAAGAACUACGGAUCAGUAGCACCAAAGCGAUAUACUUAUUCAGAUGUGAAGAAAUUGACCAACUCAUUCAAAGAAAAAGUAGGACAAGGAGGAUAUGGUGUUGUAUACAAAGGGAAGCUACCUGAUGGACGUAUGGUGGCAGUGAAAAUCCUGGGUGUGUCAAAAGGUAAUGGAGAAGAAUUUAUCAACGAAGUGGCUAGCAUUAGUAGAACAUCCCAUGUUAAUAUAGUCACUCUUUUAGGUUUCUGCUACGAAAGGACUAAAAGAGCUCUAAUCUAUGAAUUCAUGCCUUAUGGAUCUCUUGAUAAGUUCAUAUAUGAUAAAGGACCUCCAAUUACAAAUCAUCACUUGGACAGCAAGACUAUGUUCCGAAUUGCGGUUGGCAUUGCUCGAGGACUAGAAUACUUGCACCGUGGAUGUAACACAAGGAUCCUACAUUUUGACAUAAAACCACAUAAUAUACUUUUGGAUGAGGAUUUGCACCCAAAAAUUUCUGAUUUUGGACUUGCUAAACUAUGCAAAACAAAAGAGAGUAUUGUGUCAAUGACGGGCAUGAGAGGGACUGCAGGAUUUAUUGCACCAGAAGUAUUUAGUCGGAGCUUUGGUGGAGUUUCUCACAAGUCUGACGUUUACAGUUAUGGAAUGUUGGUUCUUGAAAUGAUUGGAGGAAGGAAAAAUUUUGAUGGUGAAUUCUCUCAUACCAGCGAGACAUAUUUUCCACACUGGAUUUAUACGAAACUUGAACAGGACAAAAAUUUUGAUACUUUUGAGCAUAUAACAGAAGAGGCAGAAGAAGAGACAACAAAAAAGAUGAUAAUAGUUAGUCUAUGGUGCAUUCAGACCAAUCCUUCAUAUCGGCCAUCAAUUAGUAAGGCAAUAGAGAUGUUAGAAGGAAACCUUCAAGCCUUACCAUUUCCACCAAAGCCUUUCUUGGAUUCACCUACCAGGUCACCUUAAGAUUAAUUCUUCCAUGACUUGAUAGUCAUAAAAAUCCGACAUUUCAAAUCUGUGCAAUUGUAUCUAAAAUUCAAAGAAGAAUAGAUGAUCUUGUUGCUGAGUUUUUCUUGCUUACACAAUGUUGUUUAUAUACAAUUUUACAUUGAGACAAAUCGCUUGAAACUUGGAGCGAAGAUUUCAAUUUUUUGUUCAGUUAUGGAAGGCAGAGGAGAGUGGCUAGCUAACAGGGUUGACUCCGCCCCUUUUGUUUGUGGUGGUGGCUGCAGUUGAAGAUGACUCCACCCCAUGUUAGGGAGUGGCAAGCCACCUAUUGAUUUUUGAUUUUUGAUUUUUUGAAAAAUAAUAUAAUGCUGCACCAUA
Messenger RNA from Alnus glutinosa, 2335 nucleotides. Its product is annotated as PR5-like receptor kinase. NCBI's taxonomy places the organism in Eukaryota, Viridiplantae, Streptophyta, Magnoliopsida, Fagales, Betulaceae. The record is from RefSeq and is a predicted model, not a curated record. Gene Ontology annotation, biological process: protein phosphorylation. Gene Ontology annotation, molecular function: protein kinase activity; ATP binding. Bases 191 to 1975 code for a protein of 594 amino acids. The transcript has 9 exons.